CACUUGUUUGGUGAGGAAAUGCUGAGGACGCCUGCCCUGGCUGUUCUUCACCACUUAAAUCGGGAGUCAAGACUUCUCUGCUGGGGCCUACAGCCAUCCAGGAACUUUUAAGCAAGAAGAGGCUCAGGAGCAAAUAUAGGAAGAGCCAAGGAAGACGUACUAUGGCUUUAAAAAUCUUGAACAUACAGGAUGAGGUAUCCUGUCCCAUCUGCCUGGAGCUUUCGACAGAAUCCCGGAGUCUAGACUGUGGUCACAGCUUCCGUCAAGGCUGCAUUGCUGUGAAUAAUAAGGAGGCAGAGAUCAGCCCCAGAGGGGAAAGCACCUGUCCUCUGUGUGGUGUCAGAUACUCACUCAGUAACCUAUGGCAUAAUCAGCAUCUGGUCAACAUAGUGGAGAGAAUCAGAAUGUUUGAGUUGAACCCAGAAGAGUUGCUGAAGAGAGACCUCUGUGUGCGCCAUGGAAAGAAGCUCCUGCUCUUCUGUAAGGAGGAUAGAAAGGUCAUUUGUUGGCUUUGUGAGCGGUCUCAGGAGCACCGGGGACACCAAACAUUCCUCGUGGAGGAAGUAGUCAAGGAGUAUCAGGAGAAUCUCCAGGCAGCUGUGGAGAGGCUGAGGAAAGAGCAGCAGAAAGCUGAGAAGUUGGAAACUGAUAUCAGAGGAGAGAGGACUUCCUGGAAGUACCAGAUACAGACUGAGAGACAAAGAAUUAGAACAGAAUUCAAUCAGCUUAGAAGCAUUUUGGACAGUGAAGAGCAGAGAGUUCUGCAAAAAUUAGAAGAAGAGGAAAAGAGGAUACUGGAUAACUUGGCUGAGGGUGAGGCUGAGUUGGCUCAGCAGAACCAGUUGGUGAAAGAGCUCAUCUCAGAUCUGGAGCAUCGCAGUAAAUGGUCAACAGUGGACCUGCUGCAGGACAUGAGUGGAAUCAUGAAAUGGAGUGAGAUCUGGACACUGAAGAAGCCAAAAACUGUUUCCAAAAGACUGAAGAGUAUAUUCCAUGCUCCAGAUCUGAGCACAAUGCUGCGCAUGUGUAGAGAGCUAACACAAGUCCAGUGCUACUGGGUGGACAUCACACUGAACCCAAGCAACUUAAAUCUAAGCCUUGUCCUUUCAGAAGACCAGAGACAAGUGAUGUCUGUGCCAAUUUGGCCUGUUAAGUUUAGUAAUUAUGGUAUCUUGGGCUCCCAAUAUUUCUCCUCAGGGAAACACUACUGGGAAAUAGAGGUGUCCAAGAAGACUGCCUGGAUCUUGGGGGUAUACUCUAGAAAACGUUUUCAUAAUAUAAAUCUUGGUGUUAGACAAGGCACAGAUAAUCAAAAUGUUUACUCUAGAUACAGACCUCAGUGUGGCUACUGGGUCAUUGGGUUACAGAAUAAAUUUGAGUAUAAGGCCUUUGAGGAGUCAUCUACAUCUCUUCCCAUGGUCUUGACUAUUUCCAUGGCUGUUCCUCCCCAUCGUAUUGGGGUUUUCCUAGACUAUGAAGCAGGGAUUGUAUCAUUUCUUAAUGUCACAAACCACGGGUCACUCAUCUACAAAUUUUCUAAAUGUUGCUUUUCUCACACUGUGUAUCCAUACUUCAAUCCUUGGAACUGCCCCGGGCCUAUCACCCUGUGCCCACCACGCUCCUGA
Canis lupus familiaris (dog) is the source of this 1625-nucleotide messenger RNA. RefSeq names its product tripartite motif containing 34 (gene TRIM34). Lineage: Eukaryota; Metazoa; Chordata; Mammalia; Carnivora; Canidae. Gene Ontology annotation, molecular function: zinc ion binding; protein binding. The record is from RefSeq and is marked validated.